Molecule: messenger RNA, 1504 nt
Organism: Vidua macroura (Pin-tailed whydah)
Lineage: Eukaryota; Metazoa; Chordata; Aves; Passeriformes; Viduidae
Gene: MSRB1
Product: methionine sulfoxide reductase B1
Exons: 4
Molecular function (GO): peptide-methionine (R)-S-oxide reductase activity
Source: RefSeq, a predicted model, not a curated record
CGGAACGGAACGGGCCGGGCGGCGGGCGCAGCCAUGUCCUUCUGCUCCUUCCUGGGGGGAGAGGUGUUCAAGGACCACUUCCAGCCGGGUAUUUACGUGUGUGCCAAGUGCGGCCAUGAGCUGUUCUCCAGCCGGGCCAAGUACGAGCACUCGUCGCCGUGGCCAGCGUUCACCGAGACGCUGCGCGGGGACAGCGUGGCCAAGCGCGAGGAGCGCCCCGGGGCGUUAAAGGUGACGUGUGGCAAGUGUGGCAACGGGCUGGGCCACGAGUUCCUCAACGAUGGGCCCAAGAGGGGCCAGUCCCGCUUCUGAAUAUUCAGCAGCUCGCUGAAGUUCCUCCCGAAAGGUCAAGCUGACCUGAAGGAGAAGUAAGUGAGCUGCUGCACCUGGCACUGCCCUGGGCUAAUCCUGCCUUCACUCCUUGGGAUGCACUGUCCUGCCAAGAGGACAGGAGCAGGAGCAACCCCAAGGAAGCUCCUGGUCCGAGUUUUCCCCUGAUUUCCUGGUCACGGUUUCCCCUUGAUUUCCCUGUCAAGGUUUUAUUCCCUGAUUUCCCUGCCAGGGUUCCCCUGUUUUCCCUGUAGCAGUUCCCCUCAAUUUCUCUGUCACAUUUCCCCCCGGUUUCCCUAUCCCAAUUCUCUCUUGGUUCCCCUGUCCCGGUUCUCUCCUGGUUCCCAUGGUCCAGUUCCUCCCUGGGGCUGUUCCAGCUCCAUCCAAGGAGCUCCUGUGCCCGUGCUGAGCUCUGGGGAGGGUUUGCUGCUGACAGUGUCCAGACCCCAGGCAGGCACUGAUGCAAUCCAGGGAGGCUCUGCUGGCACUUGCAGGGAGUAACACGGGAUUAGCCCAGGUCAGGGCCAGGCUUAAUCCCUGGAGCUAUUCUGGGCUGGGAUCAUGGUAUGAACUGCCCUAUAUAAACCCCAGGGUGCUGGGGCAAGGAUGUUUUAUGGUCCCACAUGUUUUCUGGGCAGCAUCCAGGUGCUUCCCCCCUCUGCCCACCUUCCACACUGCAGAGACGGUUCCACACCAGGGUCCUCAACUCUGCCCUGGCCUUACACCUGAUUCAGCACUGUGCAAUAAAUUCCAGGGGCACUCAGGUUCCUCCUGGCUCUGCCCUGCUGGGGGGGAGGCUGAAAUUGGGCCCAGGAGCUGCGCUUGGCCCCGCUCAGGCUCCGGAAUCGUGGCUCCCAAGGGCUGCCACACUGAUUCUCCUGAACUCAGUGCCUCAUUCCUGGCCUUCCCUCCCUGGCCCAGGAGCCAAAUCCCCCUCUGGAAUGGAUACACGAGGAUCUUUAAAGAGGGAAAAGGCUGUUGCUGACCCGUGGGGUUUAGAGGGGCUGUGCUGCUGGUGCAGCUGCACUCGGGGACACCUUGGGGGCUUUUCUCUCCACGUGUUUUCCCCCAAUCCCACGGAUCCAAGGGCACCAGGGGAGGUUUGCCAACCCCAGCUCACUCCCUGGGGCUCACUGCAGGUCUCCAUGCUGAAAUAAAGCACUGAUUCACUGUG